AUGGGACCCGAGAGGGAGGGGGUCGCGCCCCCGCUCCUGCCCGCCAGGAGGCCCACGCUUGGAAAACUUCGCCGGCGCGGGGGCGGGGCCUGGCGCUGCCACGCCCCGCGCGGCGCCGGCGCACUGACGCCAGGGCUGCAGACGACGGAAGCUGGACAGUCGCGCGUCGUUGCCGGGCAACUGUCCAGCGCGGGCCGAGGAGACCCCCCGCAGCCUGCUGCGCCCGCGGGCGGAGGCGGAGACUUGGCCGAGGACACGCCCCUGUGCUGGACCGUUCGCCCAGACGCGUGGAGGAAGAAGCCGGGCAGCGGCUCCGGUCACUUUUGCCUGGGUGACCAGGCUGUGUAUGCGGUCUGUGUCCGUUCCGCAGCGACAGUGGACCCACACCAGCCCAUCCGUACUCCCGAGGGAGCCGCCGGCAGCUGCUGGGCGGCGGGCGAGCAGGCAACCCCGUCGGGCCCUGUCCAGCCCCGGGCAGCUCCCGCACAGCGGUGUGGAUGUCUCCUGAGCAUCUUCCCAUCGCGUCUAUGCGGGCUUGGCGGCACCAACAUGCAAGGCCAGCGGGAGCUGGGGGGAGCACCUGGCCACGUGCCCCCUCUCUGCGCGUUUCUGAGUGACCUCGCAGAGCAAGCAGGCGGGGUUUCCUUCUGCCGGGUUUCUGAAUACAGCGGUGCAGGCUCGGCACCUGGGACACAGGGCGGUGACGCUGUGGGGUGGGCGAGUCCCCGCUCCCUUCUUCCCCCGCCCGAUGGGGAUGGGGAAGCCAGGAUCUCUGGGCGCAGCGGAGAGGGCUUGUCUGCCUCCGCCAGGGGUCCAGACCUAGGGGAACACAGCGGUGCCUGGGGAGAGUUUGAAGGCUUUCGGGAAUCCUCAGCCAGGUCUGAACAAUUCUCUCAGUCCUUUGAGCUCCCGGAGAGGCCCACAGAACCUCAGCCGACGAGAACCAUUUCUGCCCAAAAGGAGCCUGGUUCUCACCAGUCUCACCAGGGUGGACCUGGGGUGACAGGAACCAGCGCCAUCACACCUUCUGAGCCUAUUGUCAGCUAUGAGAAGAUUUUUAGGUUCGCUUUUCAAGAAGUACCAGUCCCACAGGCAACUGAAGAUGUUUCCACCUUAGACCAUUUCUUAGAAACAGGCAAUGAAGAAAAACUUGGCCUUGAAUCUGUGCAUAAACUGUGUUCUGAAUCCAGAAAACUCUGGAGAGCUCUUCAGAGCACCAGGACCGUGAUGACUUCCCGAGGCCUCUGGAGCGAGUCCCGUUGCCGGGAAAACUUCCUUCUUGUUCUCGGAAUAGAUGCUGCUCAGAAGAGCCCUUCGGAGGGCCCGGGACGCACUCUGGGAGACCCUGGCCUCCACGAGCCUGAAGAGCUCGGCUUCCGCCUGCACCGCUGCAGAGCCCUGAUCCAGACCAAGUUCCCAGGGACGCCGGGCGGCAGACAGGGCAGCCUGAUCACGUACAGCCUCUUCCUCAAGACCCCCAUACACGGAAAUGGACAAUACAUCACAAUUCCAAGGAAAAAGAUUUUCAGUCCUCGUAACCUAAAAAUGGCAUUGUUUAACAGUGACGUUUGCUAAAGCGGGAGGACUUUGUGUCUUGA
Molecule: messenger RNA, 1598 nt
Organism: Lagenorhynchus albirostris (white-beaked dolphin)
Lineage: Eukaryota; Metazoa; Chordata; Mammalia; Artiodactyla; Delphinidae
Gene: CLBA1
Product: clathrin binding box of aftiphilin containing 1
Exons: 7
Coding region: 1-1575 (524 amino acids)
Biological process (GO): intracellular transport
Cellular component (GO): AP-1 adaptor complex; trans-Golgi network membrane
Molecular function (GO): clathrin binding
Source: RefSeq, a predicted model, not a curated record